AAAUUAAAGGAUGGAGUUUGAGAUUUUACUAUAGCUUGGUGGGAGUAAGUGUUUUGGCCAUUUGUAAAACACCCGAACGGGUUGUGACACCAUCCAGACUCGGCACUCAUAACAACAGUAGCCAAACAAACCAGAACGUUCAAUCAAUCAGGGUCGAACUCGAUCAUGGAAGUUCCAGGUUCAUCGAAGAAGAUGAUAGCGACACAAGAAGAGAUGGUGGAGGCGAAAGUCCCAAUUCCGUACAGAGACCAAUGCGCCCACUUGCUUAUCCCUCUCAACAAAUGCAGACAGGCCGAGUUGUACUUGCCGUGGAAGUGCGAAAACGAACGCCACAUCUACGAGAAGUGCGAGUACGAACUCGUCAUGGAACGUAUGCUCCAGAUGCAAAAGAUCCGUGAAGAGGAGGCCAAAUUGAAGAACGCCCAGACUUCCAAGGGCGCCCCCAUCCCUCUCAUUCCCAAAACUGCUUCCUAAUCUAUUUCUUUUUUCUUUUUUAUGUGAUG
This is a messenger RNA of Mangifera indica (mango), 503 nucleotides long. Its product is annotated as NADH dehydrogenase [ubiquinone] 1 beta subcomplex subunit 7. Gene Ontology annotation, cellular component: mitochondrion. The transcript has a single exon. NCBI's taxonomy places the organism in Eukaryota, Viridiplantae, Streptophyta, Magnoliopsida, Sapindales, Anacardiaceae. The record is from RefSeq and is a predicted model, not a curated record. The coding region runs from base 166 to 474 and encodes 102 amino acids.